This is a messenger RNA of Thunnus maccoyii (southern bluefin tuna), 3553 nucleotides long. Its product is annotated as NACHT, LRR and PYD domains-containing protein 12-like. Gene Ontology annotation, molecular function: protein binding. The coding region runs from base 9 to 3104 and encodes 1031 amino acids. The record is from RefSeq and is a predicted model, not a curated record. Lineage: Eukaryota; Metazoa; Chordata; Actinopteri; Scombriformes; Scombridae. The transcript is spliced from 10 exons.
CUUUGUUUAUGGGAAAGAGCUGCAUGCAGAGAAAGGAAAAUCUCUACCAACUGUGGACACUGGUUCUGCAGACAAUGUAUCACCUCAUACUGGGACCAGUCUGCUUCAUCACGAGACUCCUCCUGUCCCCAGUGUGGAGAAAGAUCCAGAACAAGACCUGGACUGCAGACAGACAAUCAGACCAGCACUCAGAUAGUGAUCUGCAGGAGGUUUUAAAUGAACAUAAGAUUAGUCUGAGGAGGAGAUGUGGAUGUGUGACUGAAGGAACUGAUGAAGCAGGAAGUGAAACCCUCCUCAACAGGAUCUACACUGAGCUCUACAUCACAGAGGGACAGAGUGAAGACAUUAAUACCCAACAUGAGGUGAGGCAGCUUGAAAAAGCUUCCAAGAUGGAGACCCUCCAUGACACUCUAAUCAAGUGCCACGACAUCUUUAAAGUCUUACCUGAGCAACAGAAACACAUCAGAGUUGUUCUGACGAACGGUGUCGCUGGCAUUGGAAAAACCUUCUCAGUGCAGAAGUUCACUCUGGACUGGGCAGAGGGCUCGAAAAACCAAGACAUCAGUCUGGUGAUUCUGCUUUCAUUCAGGGAGCUGAAUUUGAUCAAAGAUGAGCAGUACAGUCUCCUCAUGCUGAUCCAUGUUUUCCAUCCAACAUUACAGAAGGUCACAGCAGAGAAGUUCGCUGUCUGUAAAGUAAUGUUCAUCUUUGAUGGCCUGGAUGAAAGCAGACUUUCACUGGAUUUCAAGAACAGGAAGGUUGUGUCUGAUGUCACACAGAAGUCAUCAGUCAAUGUGCUGUUGACAAACCUCAUUGAGGGGAAUCUGCUUCCCUUGGCUCUCAUCUGGAUAACUUCACGACCUGCAGCAGCCAAUCAGAUCCCUCUGACAUGUGUUGACAGGGUAACAGAAGUACGAGGCUUCACUGACGCCCAGAAGGAGGAGUACUUCAGGAGGAAAUUCAGUGAUGAAGAACUGUCCAGCAGAAUCAUCUCACACAUCAAGACAUCCAGGAGCCUCCACAUCAUGUGUCACAUCCCCGUGUUCUGCUGGAUCACUGCUAAAGUUCUGGAGCACAUGUUGACUACAGACAAGAGAGGAGAGCUGCCCAAGACCCUGACUGACAUGUACUCACACUUCCUGCUGGUUCAGACAAAGAGGAAGAAGCACAAGUAUGAUGAGGGACAUGAGACGAGUCCACAGGAGCUGACGAAGGCUGACAAGGAAGUUCUUCUGAAGCUGGGGCAGCUGGCAUUUGAACAACUGGAGAAAGGAAACAUCAUGUUCUACCAAGAAGACCUGGACCAGUGUGGUCUCGAUGUCAUAGAGGCCUCAAUGUUAUCAGGAGUUUGUACAGAGAUCUUCAGAAGACACAGUGUGAUCUUCCAGAAAACAGUAUACUGCUUUGUUCAUCUGAGCGUUCAGGAGUUUCUGGCUGCAUUCUACAUGUACCACUGUUACACCGACAGCAACACAGAGGUACUGAAGGACUUCUUGAGAGAAGACUACAAACACAGGGAAUCAAAAUCAGAGUCUUUCCUCAAGAGGAUUUCGUAUUUCAGAAACAAUGAUAGCUGUGACCCAUCUCUGGAUAACUUCCUGAGGAGAGCCAUGGAGAAAUCUCUCAAGAGUAAAAAUGGCCACCUGGACCUGUUUAUUCGCUUCCUUCAUGGUCUCUCUCUGAAAGCCAACCAGAAACUCUUGGGAGGCCUGCUGUGUUGGACAGAAAACAGUCCAGAAAUCAUCCAGAGAGCCAUCAACAACCUGAAGGAGAUGAAUGCCCACAGAAUCUCUCCUGACAGAAGCAUCAACAUCUUCCACUGUCUGAUUGAGAUGAAUGACCGCUCAGUACAUCAGGAGAUCCAAGAGUUCCUGAAGUCAAAGAACAGAUCUAAGAGGAAACUCUCUGAGAUCCAUUGCUCAGCUCUGGCCUACAUGCUGCAGAUGUCAGAGGAGGUUCUGGAUGAGUUUCACCUGAGAGAGUACAAUACAUCUGAGGAGGGACGACGGAGGCUGAUCCCAGCUGUGAGGAACUGCAGAAAGGCUCAACUCUCUGGCUGUGGACUCUCAGAGACUCACUGUGAAGUUGUGGCCUCAGCUCUGAAGUCCAACCCCUCCCAUCUGAGAGAACUGGACAUGACUGAAAACAAGCUACAGGGUUUAGGAGUGAAGCUACUGUCUGCUGCACUGGAGAGUCCACACUGUAGACUGGAGACUCUGAGAUUGAUUCGCUGUAGUUUGUCAGAGAUCAGCUGUGCUUCUCUGGCCUCAGCUCUGACGUCUGGCCCUUCCUUUCUGAGAGAGCUGGAUUUGAGUGACAACAAGCUGCGGGAUUCAGGAGUGAAGCUGCUGUGUGAUUUUCUGGAGAGUCCACACUGUAGACUGGAGACUCUGGGAUUCUGGUGCUGCAGGUUGUCAGAAGUCAGCUGUUCUUCUCUGGCCUCAGCUCUGAAGUCCAACCCCUCCCAUCUGAGAAUGCUGGAUCUCAGUAACAAUAAGCUGCAGGAUUCAGGAGUGAAGCAGCUGUCUGAUUUUCUGGAGAGUCCACACUGUAGACUGGAGACUCUGAGAUUGAGUCUCUGCAUUUUGUCAGAGAUCAGCUGUGCUUCUCUGGCCUCAGCUUUGAAGUCCAACCCCUCCCAUCUGAGAGAGCUGCAGCUGAGAGGAAACAAGUUGCAGGAUUCAGGAGUGAAGCUGCUGUGUGAUUUUCUGGAGUGUCCACACUGUAGACUGAAGACUCUAGGAUUGAGGGACUGCAGGUUGUCAGAGAUCAGCUGUGCUUCUCUGGCCUCAGCUCUGAAGUCCAACCCCUCCCAUCUGAGAGAGCUGCAGUUGAGUCUCAACAAGCUGCAGGAUUCAGGAGUGAAGCUGCUGUGUGAUUUUCUGGAGAGUCCACAAUGUAGCCUGGAGACUCUGAGAUUGAGGGACUGCAGGUUGUCAGAGAUCAGCUGUGCUUCUCUGGCCUCAGCUCUGAAGUCCAACCCCUCUCAUCUGAGAGAGCUGGAGCUGAUUGACAACAAUCUGCAGGAUUCAGACAUGAAGCUGCUGUCUGAUCUUAAGGAGAGUCCACAAUGUAGACUGGAGAUUCUGAGCUGGAAGUGGUGAUCUCUGUAAGAGUGUGAGUGAACAUCCAGAACUGUGUGUUGUGAGAAGAUCAGCUGUAUCCUGAUGAUCCAGAGAGGCUGAAGCAGCAGCAGCUGCUGUGUGUAGAGAGGCUCUGACUGGGCCAUGUUACUGGGAGGUAGAGUGGAGAGGAGAGCUUCAUCCAGCAGUGACUGACAGGAAUCAGAGGAAGUGGAGAUGACUCUCAAUGCUGCAGUCUGAACUGAUCUGAGAACAGCUCUGCUGUCAGAUACAAAGUCAAGUCCACAAUUAUCCCUCUGUGUUCCUCUGGAUCUGAUAGACACAGACACUCCUCCACCCUCCAAAUCUCUUUCUUUUUUUGAUCCAUUCAGAUCAUCUAAAACCAAAGUGAUUCUGUAGAUAAGUUUGGUUUAUGCGAACAUAUAUCUUAAUUUACAGUAAAUUAAAUGACCUGUUUUAAAAACUUCAUU